Messenger RNA from Mercurialis annua (annual mercury), 913 nucleotides. RefSeq names its product ubiquitin-conjugating enzyme E2 4. Gene Ontology annotation, biological process: ubiquitin-dependent protein catabolic process; protein polyubiquitination. Gene Ontology annotation, molecular function: ubiquitin conjugating enzyme activity. Lineage: Eukaryota; Viridiplantae; Streptophyta; Magnoliopsida; Malpighiales; Euphorbiaceae. The transcript has 6 exons. The record is from RefSeq and is a predicted model, not a curated record. Gene Ontology annotation, cellular component: nucleus. Bases 154 to 705 code for a protein of 183 amino acids.
GCACCUUAUUACUAGUUUAUGUCCAUACACUAACAGUUGCUUCUCUCAGUUGCACAAGAAAACUAAAAAAAUUGUCCUUUUUUUCAGUCUCUCUUUAAUUCUGUGAAAAAAAAGAAAAAAAACUUUGAACAAGGAAAAUUAAUCAAUUUAAUCAUGUCUUCCCCAAGCAAACGCAGAGAGAUGGACUUGAUGAAGCUGAUGAUGAGUGACUACAAAGUUGAGAUGAUCAACGAUGGCAUGCAAGAGUUCUAUGUUCAUUUCCAUGGGCCUAAUGAGAGUCCUUAUCAGGGAGGUGUGUGGAGGAUAAGAGUUGAGCUGCCAGAUGCUUAUCCUUAUAAAUCUCCCUCAAUUGGCUUUCUUAACAGGAUCUACCACCCAAAUGUUGAUGAAAUGUCUGGCUCAGUUUGUUUAGAUGUUAUCAAUCAGACAUGGAGUCCUAUGUUCGAUUUGGUGAAUGUGUUUGAAGUAUUUCUACCACAGCUUCUUCUGUAUCCUAACCCAUCAGACCCAUUAAAUGGGGAGGCUGCAGCUCUGAUGAUGCGUGACCGCCCUGCUUAUGAAAAACGAGUUAAAGAAUACUGUGAGAAAUAUGCAAAGCCACAGGACAUAGGAGCUGGCCCUGAAGAAAAGUCCAGUGACGAGGAGGUGAGUGACGACGAGUAUGCCUCUCAAGACGAGGAAAUGGCAGGCCAGGCAGAUCCGUAACGGUCCAUACCUUAUCUUCCGAAAAUGUUCAGUAAAUUAUGUUCUUUCACUGCAAGCAAAGGAAAAAAUUUCCUAGCUUGCUUGUAGUUUCCUCUGUAAAUAAAUGUAUCAUUGCUUUGUGUUAUUUGACAUUAAUCUGUGUAUUGGGGUUUAGCAUUGAUCUGAUGCUAACUUGUAUAAUUCUCUGUAUGGUAUUUAUUUAUUUUUA